This is a messenger RNA of Myotis davidii, 3419 nucleotides long. RefSeq names its product cadherin 19 (gene CDH19). Lineage: Eukaryota; Metazoa; Chordata; Mammalia; Chiroptera; Vespertilionidae. Bases 247 to 2526 code for a protein of 759 amino acids. Gene Ontology annotation, biological process: calcium-dependent cell-cell adhesion; cell morphogenesis; multicellular organism development. The record is from RefSeq and is a predicted model, not a curated record. Gene Ontology annotation, molecular function: calcium ion binding; cadherin binding. The transcript is spliced from 12 exons. Gene Ontology annotation, cellular component: adherens junction; plasma membrane; catenin complex.
UGCGGCUCAUGCAGUUUUGAUGAGAAGCCAGAGAAGCGACGUAAGAACGAUCUCUUCUAACGUUUCUCAUGUGGUAGACGUGAAUUGUGAAUGUUAAUGUCCACAGAAUUCCUUGACCUUGAAGAGACACAGGAAUGUGAAAGAUACUUCAGAUUUUUUAAAAGAUUAUAAAGGAACCUAAGAUUUUCGUUUGCAACAUAUAGUUUCUUCUGAAGAGUAUCCAUCAGCUGGCAUCAAACGAGCAGAAUGAAUUGUUGCUUAUUCCUACAUUUGAUGUUGGGAAUUCCCCUCCUACGGCCUUGCCUUACAGCAACAGAAAGCUCUAAAACAGAGGAGGCAAAGCACCCAGAAGGGUCUCAUCUGAAACUGAAGAGUGGCUGGAUUUGGAACCAGUAUUUUGUAGAAGAGGAAAUGAAUAUCACUAGAAAGAUCAUUGGCCGGCUGAGCUCAAAUAUGCACAAUGGAUCCAAGUCUUUGGAGUACAGGAUUUCAGGAGAUGGAGCCAACAGUAUUUUUUUUGUUGAUGAAAAAACAGGUGUCUUAUCUGUGGCACAGAAGCUGGAUAGAGAAAAACAGGCCUUCUACAAUCUGAAAGCCCAUUUAAUAGACUGCACUACUGGAAAGGCUGUGGAAUCUGAAUCUGACUUUGUUGUCAAAGUUACAGAUAUCAAUGACAAUGCACCAAAAUUCCUACAUGAACCUUAUGCGGCCAUUGUACCAGAGAUGUCUCCAGAAGGGACAUUCGUCAUCCAGGUGACAGCAAGUGAUGCUGAUGAUCCUUUAUGUAAUAAUAAUGCUCGUCUUGUAUACGAGUUACUACAUGGCCAACCAUAUUUCUCCAUUGAGCCAACAACAGGAGUUAUAAGAACAUCUUCUAAAACAGAUAGAGAGCUGCAAGAUUCAUAUUGGGUAACUGUUCAAGCCAAAGACAGGAUUGGUCUGCCUGGAGCACUGUCUGGAACAACGAGGGUAUUAAUUACACUUUCUGAUAUUAAUGACAACAUCCCUACAUUUAAAAAAGGCUUAUACCGCAUGAAUGUCUCCGAAUCUGCACCCAUUGGUACUUCUGUAGGAACAAUCAUGGCACAUGAUAGGGACAUAGGAAAGAAUGCAGAAAUGGAUUACAGCAUUGAAAAUGAUGAAUCACAAACAUUCGACAUCAUUACUAAUAAUGAGACCCAAGAAGGCAUUGUUAUAUUGAAAAAGAAAGUGGAUUAUGAGCAACAGACCUACUAUAAUAUUAGAGCAAAAGUUAAAAACAGCCAUGUUGAUGAGCAGCUCAAGAAGUAUCACACUGUGGCUUCCACCACUUUUAUUAGGGUCCGGGUGGAAGAUGAAGAUGAACCUCCUGUCUUCCUCCUUCCGUAUUACAUAUUUGAGAUCUUUGAAGGAAGCCCACAGGGAUCGUCGGUGGGUGUGGUCUCUGCCAUAGACCCAGAUGACAACAGAAGUCCUAUCAGGUAUUCUAUUACCAAAAGCAACACGUUCCAAAUUGAUGACAAUGGCACCAUCAUCACAACUUACCCUCUUGACAGAGAGAUGAGUGCUUGGUGCAACCUCAGCAUUACAGCCAGAGAACUAUAUAAUGAAGAACAGAUUUCUGAAGUCCCUGUGUAUGUACAGGUUCUUGAUAUUAAUGAUCAUGCUCCUGAGUUCCCUGAAUUUUAUAAGAUUUACGUUUGUGAAAAUGCAAGCUCUGGUCAGGUGAUUCAGACCAUCAGUGCAGUGGAUAAAGAUGACUCCAUAGAAAGUCCAAAUUUUUAUUUUAAUUUAUCUGUGGAAGACACAAAGAACUCUAAAUUUACAAUCAUAGAUAAUCAAGAUAACACAGCUGUAAUUUUGACUAAUAGAACUGGUUUCAGCCUUCAAGAAGAGCCUGUCUUCUACAUAUCCAUCUUAAUUGCCGACAAUGGUAUCCCAGCCCUUACAAGUACAAACACCCUUACCAUCCAAGUCUGUGACUGUGGUGACAGUGGCAGAAUAGAGAUCUGCCACAGUAAAGAUAUGCUACUCAUGGAACCCAGGACAGAGAUCAUGACUGCUGUUCUGAUAUGCGCUGUGAUAAUAAUACUUGGGUUUAUUUUUAUGAUCCUACAUCUACAACAACGAAGAAAACAGACUCUAUUUCCUGAGAAAAGUAAAGAUUGCAGAGAGAAUAUAUUCAAAUAUGAUGAUGGGGGGACAGGAGAAGAAGAUACGGAGGCCUUUGCUGUUGGAGAGCUGAGAUGCAGCACCUUCAUGAGGGAACCUCGGACUCGGAAAACCAGAUCUGCAGAGAUUAGGAGCUUGUGCAGGAUGUCAUGGCAGCUUGGCCCAGAUGAUGCUGUAAUCAAGGAAUUCAUCCUAGAAAAGCUAGAAGAAGCUAACACUGAUACUUACGCUCAUCCUUUGGACUCCCUCCAGACCUAUGCCUUUGAGGGAACAGGGUCAUUAGCUGGAUCCCUGAGCUCCUUAGAGUCAUCAGCCUCUGGUGAGAAUGAAAAUUUUGAUUGCUUUCAUGAUUUGGAACUUCCCUUUCAAAUAUAAGUAUGUAUGUUUGGUUCUGCUAUACAGUCAAAUAAUUAGGGCUUGGGGGUACAGGGGAGGGUUGGGUGUAAAAGGUGAAAGCAUUAAGGGGGGAGGGCACAGACAACUGUAUGAUGAUUACCAGGGGAAAAGGAGGGUGGGUGAGGUAGAAUGGGGGAUAAAUGGUGGCAGAAAGAGUCUUGACUCUGGGUGGUAAGCGCAUGAUGCAGUGUGCAGAUGAUGUAUUACACAACUAUACAGCUGAAACCAGUAUGGUUUUAUUCACCAAUGUCACCCCAAUAAGUUUAAUCAAAAUAAAAGUUUUAAAAUGCUAAUGUGUUUUGAGGCAAACUGGGAGGCUCUUGGUAAAGAGUUGUAGGUUUCAUUUCUCUGAGAGAAAAAUAAGACCUGAGUUAUAGUGUUUUCUGAUUUCCUUGGAGCAAAUACUCAUGGUUAUUUCAUACUAGCCACAUGUUGUCACUGAAUAAUGACAAGGAGAAAAAUGCCAGUGCAAGGCACCUUAAGCACUGCGCUGGCAUAUUCUCCUAGCAUUUCCCUCCCAUACCAUCCAAUACAAAUUCUCAACAUUUUUGAAUGUUUAAUGUGGGAAAGGCACUAAACCUAGAGUAUCUUAAUAUUAUUUCAUUUAUGCAUUUCUUAAAUCUUACCAAGUAAGAGUAAAGUAUACGUGUGUGUUAAGUUCCUGAUACUAUACACAGAUAAACUUAAACACCUAGGAGAAUCUGAGUAAUCGUAUGAAACUUGAAAAACUAUUUCAUUUACAUAAAUAAGCAAGUUUAUUAAAAGGAUUCUAUGAUUCAUUCUAGUUUGAUAUUUUUAAAUCUUUGUCAAGACCACAUUUUAAAACUGAUUUCACAUUUACACAGCUAAUCUGUAUAUGCUAAUUAAUCAAA